Molecule: messenger RNA, 1527 nt
Organism: Xylaria bambusicola
Lineage: Eukaryota; Fungi; Ascomycota; Sordariomycetes; Xylariales; Xylariaceae
Product: tannase and feruloyl esterase
Exons: 3
Coding region: 1-1527 (508 amino acids)
Source: RefSeq, a predicted model, not a curated record
AUGCUUCACCGGCUUGGCAUUGUCCUAGCACUCGGGAGCCUCAUUCAGGGCUGUCUAGGCACGACUCUUCUUCUUCCCCCCAUAACGGCCUGCUCGUCGUUGACAGUCACGCCGCCUGAUGGAACUACUCUUAUAAAUGUCACGGCGACAGAGCGCUACAACGUCACUUAUGAUCUGCCUACCUACAAUGGCGUGGCCGGCCAUGUCAAUAUCUGCGACGUUGAGGUGUUCUUAACGCAUGACGAUGCAGGCGACGCGGUUCGCUUUGCCAUCUACCUCCCGCUCGAUGGGUGGAAUGGGAGGUGGCAGGGUACUGGAGGUGGCGGCUUCGCCGCAGGCGAGUUUGACUUCGAACUCGUACCGGCCGUGACCAGUGGCUAUUCGGCUGGAGCAACAGAUGCCGGAGUCAACCUGGAGGGCAAGACGGAGCUCUGGUAUAACUCAACUCAAUCGGUCGAGAACUUUGUACACUUGUCUUUUCACGAAAUGACGCUCAUUGGCAAAGACUUGUCUGAAAAAUUCUACGGGAAGAAACCGGAAUAUAGCUAUUGGUUUGGAUGCAGUACUGGCGGACGCCAAGGGAUGAGUGAAGCUCAGCGUUAUCCAGAAGAUUAUGACGGUAUCUUCGCAGGUGCUCCUGCAAUCAACUGGGAGAAGUUUGCCGUGGUGGACUACUGGCCCCUCGCUGUGCAGAACCAGGUCGGCGAGGUCAUUUCCUCGUGCAAGCUGAGUGCCAUGCAAAAUGCGAGCAUUCAGGCCUGCGACCUGCUCGACGGCGCUGCUGACGGGUUGAUAAGCAAUCCGCUCAAAUGUGAAUUCAACGCAAUGGAGGUGGUGGGCAUGCAGCUACCAUGUGAUGGAGAUAGUACAGUUAUUAUCACGGAACAGGACGCGAUAGCAUGGAAUAAGAUCCGGAAUGGGCUAACAGAUGAAUGGGGCGAGUUUUUGUGGUACGGGUUAGAACCGGGCACAGAUGUCGAAAUCUUGGCAGCACCACCCGGCUUUGACAUCUCUACACGAUGGAUCGCAGAUUGGUUACUGCAGGACCCUGAGAUCGAUGUCAGCAACAUCAAGGAGGCCGAGCUUGUGGAAUUUUUCCGUCAGUCCGUGUCUGAGCUUGGCGAUCUAUGGGGUACCGAUAACCCCGAUCUGUCGGCCUAUCGUGAGCGCGGUGGGAAAAUAUUGACCUGGCACGGAUGGGCCGAUGAAAUAAUUUCUCCAUUGGGCACCGUGGACUACUGGAAACGGGUCGUGGAGCUCGCCGGUGGUGAGGAGAGCACGGAUGAGUUCUACCGCAUCUUCAUGGCUCCUGGCCUCGGCCACUGUGGCAGUGAAAAUGGCUAUGGGCCUCAAAUUCCAAUCGACAAUCUUGCGCCUCUCGUUGAAUGGGUUGAAAAUGGCAAGGCGCCGGAAACGAUCUUAUUCUCAGGAAAUGGACAGUCUAGAAACAUUUGUAAGUUCCCGAAGGAACUACAGUAUCGCGGGAGGGGGAAUAUUAGUGACGCGGCGAACUGGGAAUGUGUAUGA